UUAUCCUCUUGCGGCUUCACGAUGCAUAGGGUACGUCACGCAGAAAAUGGAGCAUAUGCUUUUUGAUGCCUUUUGCAUGAAAUUUUCCUUCCACUGUGACCGGUCGCCUUCACCUAGUCACAAACCAAGGGCUGACACCGGCAGCAUAUAUCGUUUGUGGAUAAAUCAUAUAAGCGGGACACACAAAAAAAACCCUCCAGCUAGGGGCAAAAACGGGAGAUAAAUAUGUGUGUGACGCGCGCCUUUGCUCGGUCGAUCUGACAGCAAUCAGAGCAGACGACAACGGUUCGCUCACGUACGCGAUGGAUUCGCGUGUCAUAUGGUGCAAAAGGCGCAACACGAUGAUCCGUUCGCGCCGAUAACGACACGAAAGUCACCGUUUUUCGACAGGGAAAUGGAACCAAUCGCGAUAGCAGCUGGAAGGGAGGCAGCGAAGUGUGAGAAAGGAACGAGCACGGCACACGAAAGACGGGGACUGGAUACAUUGUCUUAGAUUAGAAAAUUCAAUCAAUCAUUCCCGGUUCUGCUUCUGCGUGGAGAAUGCUGUACCGGUAUGGUGAUGUUUUGGAAAUUGAUCCGAUCGUUUCACGAUGCCACAGAGGCGGUCACACGUAUGGUAACCUUAUUUUUGCUUUAUUUAAACAAGUGUGUUCUUGUCUCAAUGUUGCUUCAAAAUUAAUGCUCUUGAACUUAACAUAUUUGUUCCAGAAUUCAGGUCAAGGAAUGUUCCAGAUCUUCACACCCCCACCAUAUCCAAGGUUAAAAGCAGUUGCAUUUCGUUUCAGUUGUAGUGCUGCAGCUAGUCAAUUUGCAGUCCCUUAGAAGCGGAGUUAUAAAAACGAAAAACAUCUCGCAGAAUCCCAUCAAACAAACUGCCAACGGCCGUAACUGACAUCAAUCUGAAAACAACUUUCGCUUCAACUAUGCUUGCCUCGCUUGCAUCGCUCUUGAUAACUGAUAAGAUUCCAAAUCAACAUAAUGAUAUUAUAUAUUGCACACAGCCCGUUCCAUCCUGUCGUACACGAAUGUUCGGAACUUCUUUCAGCUAUUGCGACGGAAGGCGAACCAACAGCGAAAACUGUUGAAGGCUUCCAACUAACAACUUGCAAACUACUUUUCCUCCCUUUGCCUUGUGUGUGCGUCAAGUGCACGAUGGUGAACUGCCUCGCUGCACGUUGUUCGAGAAGACAAACUUUAAUAAAUUUGUUUAUGAAGCAAACAAAAUUACCUACCCCCGUAGCGUUGGCACCGUGUCGCGUACCGUACCAUCGUAUGCUUUAAGAUAUUAUGGAGAAAGAAAGAGAAAAUAGCAACACGGGUGCUACAGCAGAGCCUUCAUAAUUGUGCUGUGUGGGAAAAAUGAAUCAGGACGAUGUGUUGGAUGUUUGAAGGCUUUGCCAAACGGCCCAUAAGCUGCCGGUGUAUUAUUAAGUGAACCGUAGUGACGAAGAACUUGAGGUAAUGGUGUGUGUAUGUUAACGGAUGAUAACCUUUAGAAGAGUGGAGAAGAGAACAAUUCCAUUUUUAAGUCUCAUCUUGAUUUGAUUCUGCAAAAGAUCUGGAACUUCUUAAAUCUUGGAUGCCUAUGAAGCUAUUCAGCACAUUCGACGACAAAUCCUUUAAAACACUUGUGUUGACAUGUCACCAGCAUGCAAAACAGCUUCUGCCCUGUAAGUUGAAGUCAAUAUUUACCUAGCCGCUCGCAGCCCAACAUAUGUUCUGCAGCAACUUCAAUCAACUCGCGAGUCGUGCGAAUAUAUUCGCGAAAGUCGUUCAAAAACAGUGGAACAAAAUAUUCAAAAUGUGUUCAGCUAAACUAGUGCCGAAUAACACGCCUAGUGUGCUGUACACAGUUCUUGUCGAGGUGUCACAGGAUGCGUUGGUUUCAAUAUUUUACGCUAGCUAUUGUGCUACUAGAGGUAAUACAUUUCAACUUCUUGAGUUUUUCUUUAUUUGAAGUAUCUGUUUUUUUCUCUAUUCUAAGGUUAAUUAUGUACACGGAGACUUUGGUAUAUCGCCAAUAAUUUCUGGUUCUGGCACAGUGGAAUCGUACGCGGGGCGAAUUCGUGACGAAGCGGAUGGAAUUGUCAGUGCGUACGGCGACAUCACGCUUGAUGGACCAUCGGAAGCAUUUAAUCAAGGAGCUGCUGCUCUCAAGACGAUGUACGAGGCUAUUGUAAACUUUGUACAACCCAUCGCCCAAUCCAUCGCUACAUUGGCCCCGAACGAUGUGGGCCCGGCAGAAAAUCUGUUCGGAGAUGCCGAUACGAAGAUUGCCACCAUGCUCACCUUUAUUACGGGUAAUGCACAAACCCAACUCGCUACAAUACAGCAGAAAGUCAGUGUGUUUGUGCGCAACGAGCUAAAUGACAUCCUGAAUACUAUUAAAGCAACACUAACCGAACUUCGGAGUGCACUGAGUUCACUCCGCACCGCUGUGAUUAGUGCACGCACGAAUCGUGCAACUUCGUCGAAUGUCCACACGUACGUGAAACCGUCGAUGGUGGUGCUAGUGCAGACAAAAACACUUCAGCUCGCUACCGAUCUGCCAGCAGCUGCGUUCUCCGCUAUUGAGACGGCACGUACGAUUAAUCAAGCUAACAUAUUCCUCGAGACCGGUAUCUCCGUGUCCAGCGGUACGACACUGGCCGAACUGUGGGAAAGCGAGAUGCUUAAAGAUUACGAAAAGAUUAUAAACUUUUUAAACAGUUUGAUUACGCUGGUAGACACGGAGAUCCCACUAGUGAACGAGCGCAUUGCUAUGUUUGCUGAAACAUUUAGCCCACUGACGACACCGCUCGAAGAGAAGUAUAGUGAGAUCGAUACGGUGUACGAUCAGAUCACUACCGGCACGGAAGAUAACGUACUCAAUGCGUACAAAACGCUCGUUUCUUCUGCGCUCGGGUACAUCCGAAACCUGCUGAUCGUUUACUUCCCACCGAUCGAACCUGCCAUUAAGCGUCUGUCGGAGGUGUUAGUGCAACGUGGACUGUACGCUGAUUACUGCUACGAAACGUACUAUCCGAAGGUGGAACAGUAUCUGUUUUCGGGCGAGAUGGCUAUGCUGUCGUGUCUCAAUACAGAGCUGGAGCGUGAAAAGUAUCUGAUGGAAGCGUUGGUGGAGGUCCUGUAUCAGAUGCAGUUCUUCCUGGAGGACACCAAUGCACAUCUGAAGAUAUGCUACCGUUUGUCGCUGUUCGAUACACCGUUGGCUAAUGAGUGUUUGCAGGAGCAUACGGAAUUCUCAGAACCGAUACCUUGCACGGCUAUUAAGGAGUACGCCACGAUGCUUCAGCUUCUGUGUAAGGAAGUUGACUCGCUACGGUUCCGACUUUGGGCCUGUGUGUCACGCGAUACGGUAACCUUCCCGCUCGAAGCACAAGACAUUUUGGCCGGCAUUGAAAAGUGUCAACUGAGUGGUCCUUUUGCAUAGUCGUAUCCUUAGUAAGUUCAAUGCUACCCAAAUAAAUAUGGAUGCUACGUGUUUCAUUUAAAUUAUCAUAGAAAAGUGUUUUAAAUCCCUGUUGAAUGCCAACAAACCGAUAGACUGGAUUCAAUUUUCGGACCGAACUAGAAGUUAAUCGAGAUGAGUAAUGGCUUCGGAUGAUAGUGUACCUCCCAUAGGCAGGUGUACCCAACGCACGAAGGGACACGCGAACUAAUCCCUAGGACAUCUCUUAAAUGAUAAAUUUCUUUUCCACUACCGUUGGACCAGAGACCGAAAACCUUCACCAAGCAGGGCCGGACUUCAUCUAUUUCGCUUUUAGCUGUGUUUUCUGUUUCCCAAAUCUAACGCUAGGUAACUUGCCAGCCACCGUUAACCGUUGCGUCAUCGAUUGUAUUUAUUUUAUUGAUUCGUUACGAUGCCAAAUCCUUCGAUCCUACAGGAGCAACAAAAACUCCAGGACUAAAACCCAAACACGGAACGUGCUGUGGUUUUUGUGGGGUUUUUUUUUUGCUGUCUUCCUCGAAGCUGUCCGACUAUUUCGGUGUGUCUCUUAUUUAUUAGCUCCGGCGCUAUUAUGCCACCGAACCUGGAACACCGUACUGCUGCAAUCAUUUUUCCUCCAUUCCCGGCCACA
Anopheles funestus (African malaria mosquito) is the source of this 4082-nucleotide messenger RNA. RefSeq lists its product as uncharacterized. NCBI's taxonomy places the organism in Eukaryota, Metazoa, Arthropoda, Insecta, Diptera, Culicidae. The transcript has 2 exons. Bases 2162 to 3433 code for a protein of 423 amino acids. The record is from RefSeq and is a predicted model, not a curated record.